AUGAACUUUACGAGCCGGGAGCAUGACGAGCCGGCGGCUGCAGACCUUGCUGCUGGCGUCGGAGCACUCCACGAGGACGCCUUUGAUUCUGCGACCGCACCUCAAGCCGCCGCAGGGUCCUUCCUUUCCAGACGAAGCCGUGCAGCGUCCGUAUGCUCCGGCGGUCCACGGCCCGCUCUGCUCGUCUUGUGGGGUGGCGAGUUCGGGACGACCUUGAACGCUGCUCAGGAUCUCGUGGCCGCCGCGAAGCAGCGGGAAUUUCCAGUGGAAUUGAAAGCCCUGGAUGAGGUGAGGCCAGCUGCAUUGCUGGCUGGGGAAAUCAAAUCUGAGACUGGUGAAGUUCCCAUCGUCUUGGUCCUUGUGGCAACAUACAAUGGCCACCCACCACCGAACGCUGCGAACUUCCUGAAGGAACUCGCGGAAGUCCCUGCGGGCGAGGAGGGAUCGAGGAAUCUCAGCUUUGCCGUGCUCGGUGUCGGGAAUUCCAAUUGGGUGUCCACCUUCGUGAAGUCCGCAAGAGAUGUGGAGAAGCUGAUGCUCCGCGCUGGUGCAAACCGGCUGCUGCCUUUGGAGGCGGCUGACAAGAACGAUGUCUUCGAGCGCCAGCUGCGAACCUGGCGCAAGGCAGUCUUCGCUCAGUUUGCCUCGUCUCCCGAAGAGCUCGUGAAGGAAAGCGAAGGGCAGAGCCACGUCGAGGCGCUGCCCGAGCUGCUGAGCCUGGAGCCCUGCGAGCAGGGCGCCGCUGAGCCGGCGACGCUGGAAGCCCACUUCACCGAAAGGCUUGGCUACGCGACGUGCGCUGUCAGCAUCAACGAGGAGCUCUGCAUACAAAGCGACGCAAGCAGCCCUUCUGUGCGGCAAAUUGUGAUUGAACGACCCGAUGGCUGUUCCUACGCUUGUGGGGACCACCUGGAAGUGCGCCCCAGGAACGCAGAAGCACGGGUGCUCCGCUGCUGUCACCAUCUCGGAGUCCAAUCCGAUGCUUUGGUGGUCGUGACGGGCGUAAAGGAUGAGGAGCUGCCCUCAGGAAGGCCCAUCGCCAUCGGCGAGAUCCUCUCCUACUACGUUGACCUCUCCGCGCUUCCGUCCCAGGAGACCUUGGCCUCGCUCCUCCCCCACGUGGCCAAUGCCAGCGAGGCCGCCAAGAUGAAGCUGCUCACUUUGACCAAAGAAGACUCGGAGUACGAUCGCUGGAGCAAGAGUCACCUUUCAAUCUUGGACGUCUUCGAGGAGUAUGCUUCCUUGAAGGUGACUUUGAGCAGGUUUGUGGAAGUGGCUCCGAAGAUGCAAUCGCGGCUUUACUCCAUUGCAUCCUCCCCCAUGUCCCGCGGCAAGAACGUGGAGCUCUGUUGCCGUGUGGCGACAUACACGGCCUCGCCAAACGGUCAAGAAAGUAUCCGAGAGGGCCUUUGCUCCUCCAUGCUGGCAGGAGCCACAUCGGUGAUCUGCAAGAUCAAGGAAGCGCCGCACAUGCGACUCCCGCCAGAUCCAACGAAGCCCAUUGCCUGUGUGUGCAGAGGCACAGGAGUCGCUCCUUUCCUGGGUUUCUUGCAGGAAAGAGAGGCCUGCAGAAAGAAGGGCAUACAGACAGGACUGGUUUCCCUAUACUUCGGGUGUCGGAAUGAUUCGGAUUUUCUGCAUAAAAAGCUGCUGCAGCGAUGGCACGAGGAGGGUCUCUGCUCGCUAAAGCUGUCCCUCUCGCGUCCAACGGAUGGAAGUUCCAAAGAAUACGUGUAUCAUGCUCUUCGAAGGAAUUCUGCAGAGAUUUUGAGACUUCUGGAUGACGGCGAUGCAAGUGGAUACUUCUACAUCUGUGGCUCUGCCUCCACUUUGGCCAAGGAUGUUACCAAUGUCUUGGUUGACAUGCUCAGUGACAAAGGAGAUGCGUCUACAGGCUUCACAAAGCUCACGGACUUGCAGGAGAAGGGACGGGUCAUAUUCGAUGUAUGGGGCUGA
Molecule: messenger RNA, 1956 nt
Organism: Symbiodinium sp. CCMP2456
Lineage: Eukaryota; Dinophyceae; Suessiales; Symbiodiniaceae
Source: the annotation of a GenBank genome assembly